Schistosoma turkestanicum is the source of this 9191-nucleotide messenger RNA. The record is from the annotation of a GenBank genome assembly. NCBI's taxonomy places the organism in Eukaryota, Metazoa, Platyhelminthes, Trematoda, Strigeidida, Schistosomatidae.
AUGACAUCAAAUUUACAAAAAGAUACAACUUUAACAAAAAUCUUUGUUGGUGGAUUGCCAUAUCAUACAACCGAUGAAAGUUUACGUUGUUUUUUCGAUCAAUUCGGUCCGAUUGAUGAAGCGGUUGUGAUAACGGAUCGACAAACUGGAAAAAGUCGCGGUUAUGGAUUUGUAACUAUGACUCGUACUGAAGAUGCUUUACUUGCUAUACGUGAUCCUAAUCCAUGCAUUGAUGGUCGUAAAGCCAAUGUGAAUUUAGCUGUACUUGGAGCUAAACCACGUCUUAUGCCUGGAACUAACACUGCAGUACCGGGAUUCUUUCCAUUACAAACUGGCUUACCUAUCGAUGCUAGUCAUGCAGGUCUGUAUAACAAUCCUGCAGCUGCAGCAGUUGUCACGAAUUCUUUAAUGAAUCCAUUAAUGAAUGCCAACUUGUUAACAGGUUUCAAUAUGCCAAAUGGUGCUACAUUACCACCGGGAAUGAGUGGUCUAUUACAAACACCAACUAAUCCAAUGUCAUCGGUAACCAAUGAUCUAACAUCGGAUAAUCGAUUACAAACACAAAUCCCAUUGAAUUCACUUGCUAGUUUAAAUUAUUUGCUGAAUUAUUCAAAUGCUAUUGGCAAUCCAUCAUCUGGAUCGUCUGCGGCAGCCGCCGCCGUUGCAGCAGCUCUCGCUGCAACAGCUAAUAACAACCAACAAAAUAUUUCACCAGCUACACUAGCAUUAUUAAUGUCUGCUUAUGGACAAGGUACAAAUGGAUUGAAUACUAUACUGCCAGCUAAUAAUUCAUUUGUAGGAAUGUCACCUGCUACACAUCAGUCAUUGAAUGCAACUAGCCUACCAGUAACAAGUUUAUUAAACUUAAACUCAACUACAUCAAAUACACCAAGUUUAAAUGUAUUAACAGGAGGUAGCCAAUCUGUGUCACCAUUUUGUAGAACAUUCACUCCAGACGUUUCACCGAAUGAUUUGAAUGCUUAUUCCGCUGCUAUGGCUUAUCAACGUCUACUUAAUAAUAUGGCAUCAAAUUAUCAAACAAUUCCAUCAUCUUUAUUUACACCGGUGAAUUCAACGAAUUCACUAUCAAGCGCUUUGCUUAACAAUCAAUUCACUGCAAAUUCAAAUCAAACUAUGAAUUUCAACACCAACAAUAACAAUACUAUGACUAAUCAUCACACAUCGAAUAACACUAUCAAUAGUGUAUCAACAGAUCAAUCCAAUUCAAUGCCUUUAAUAUUUCCAUCGACAUCGCGUAAUUUAAUUCCAUUCACAUCAGAUAUCAAUCAUAAUAAUAAUACAUCAUAUGAUUAUGGUAAUUCACAAGAACUAUCGGCUAAUAUUCAUUCUAGUCUAACAACAGGUCAACAACAUUCAACAACCAAUGCUACACCUUCACCACUUCGUGAUGAUUGGAUUCAUCCACUUUACACCGAUCGUACUUUUGCUGUUAAUAUUGGACGUUUACUUGAUAAUCAAAAAUCUUUAUUUGAAAAUUCUUCUGAUGAAACAGAUUCAGAUCGAUUGAAAAUAUUAGCAUUUAUAAGAUUGUCUUGGGCAUUAUGCCUUCGUAGAACAAAUCAUUUACGUGCUGAACUACGCCGACGUCAAACAGUUGAUGUCAAUCGAUCUACUACACCAUAUGUUGUUGUAGUGAAUGGCAAUGAUCUUACUACAUUGAAUGAAGAAGAUUUUGGAAUUGGUGGAGAUGAAGACGAUGAGCUGCAAGCUGUUUUAGCUAUUGAAUCUGGUGCACUGGAAUUCGCUCGUCAACAAAUUUUGAACACUUCAGACUUUGAACGUCAACCAAUCUGGGUGUAUCGUAUGCAUUGUAUUAUAACUGAUUUAAUUGUACACAUGUCUGCACGUGUAAAAGAGAUUCGAUUACGUGAUGAAGAUAUACUUAGAUCGACAGGUUUUGAUCCAUCGACUACGGGGCAUGGUUUUGCGAAUUUCCUACUAUUCAUUGCUCAACUUUACAAUCAUCCAGGUUCUCGUUUGCAUGGUCGAUUGGCUUUGGAAUAUUGGUGGCCUGUCAGUGAAUUAGCUAACAUUGUACCAGUUGCAACAGCAUCGGGUACAAAUGAUUUAUUAUCUCCAAAUACGGCGAAUAAAUCACCUAGACCAAAAUUUCAUCCUUAUGGUAAUCAUUCACGUAAUGCAGAAGUUGAUAAUAUUCGACAGGCAGCACUUAUACGAUUUUUAAGAUUAGCUGGUGAUAUGGUCACUGCACCUUGUCUAUUCUUACCUUAUUUACGUAUGCUACAUGGUUUAUGCUGUUCUCGUAGUGCAGCCAGUCUAUGUUUCAGUCUUCUCAAAGCCAAUGCUACUAAUCCGGGUCGCGGUGCCUCGUUAAUUACUUGGGAUCAUUUUUUCAACAGUUUUCGUCAAUAUUUAAAUCAUAUGAAACAAGUGGUUAUUGUACAAUCAGAAUCAACUAAUCUUAGACUACAAGCUUCAAAUCAACUAUAUCCUCAUCUUUAUGUCAAUGAUGGAGUUGUUGCUCGUUCCCGGGUGUCUGGUUUUCCACGUUCAACAACUGAAUCUAUGUAUGGUCAAAGAAAAGGUUCUGGUCAAUCUGAUAUUCCUAUGACAACAACAACAACAACUACACCUACGAACAUUCAACCACGUUCUAUUCAACCGGAAGAACAAGCUGGUCUGCAGGCAGUUUUACGAUUGGUUGCUCGUAUUUGUCGAAUGGAUCCAGUUGCACGUUCCACUUUCAUUUCAAAUCCACAAUGGCAAGUAAUACCAAUGUGUAUGGGCUUCUUGACUUGUCCAGUUUCUUUAGAUUUAAAAGCUGAUAUUUUGUAUUUACUUACUGAAAUUUGUAAAAGUCAACAAAAUAUUCCAAUUAUAUGGCAACAUUUCGUUAGUGCAGAACUUUUACCUUUUACUGUGCAACGUCAUCCUAAUCAACCUCAGUCGAUCAAUGGAUUGAAUACCGAUAUGGAUGAAGUGGAACCACGAGCUGAGGAAUAUCCACUGACAAAUGCUUUUCUUACAUUAAUCACUGUUAUGCUUCCAAAAUUAAUCAAUUAUCCUAUGCAUAAUAUAAUAUCAAGCAAUGUGUUAAAACCUACCGAUAUCAAAGAAUUCAAUGUAUUCGGAGCAACUAGCUCUGGUCCAAUGAAUAUUAUACUGCCUCAAACAAAUGCCUUUCUGUCAAUUACAUCAUUUAUAACGAAUACAAUAUUUUUAAGGCAUACCAUGAGAGCGUAUCGUAAUCCAAUGGAACGAUGGGAUAUUGCUGCAUCUUGUCUAAUUCUAUUCGAUGGUCUUGUACAUGAUUUUUUAAAUCGAUUAAAUAAUGCUACCGCCCUGAUUACCACGAUGAUAGCUGCUAGUCAUGAAAAGAAUGUUGACAGUUUCGAUGCAUUAUUUACAAAAACAACAAUUACUAGUGACAUGUCUUCUUCCAUUAUUCCUAGUAAACAUUCUCAUGUAUUGACGACCAGUACUGGUCAAUCAGUUGACUGGGCAUCUUAUCUAUUGGAUGUAUUAUUUCAAAUUGGCAAAGAACAACAUCACCACCACCAACAACAACCAAUUCAAGGUCGUCAUUUCCAUUCUCCGUCGUCGUUGUCAGCAAUGAAUUCAUUCGAUGGUUUAAUAAGUCAAUUGCAUUUACCAAUUGGUUGGCCUUAUAGUGAUCCAGGCUAUCAUUUAGCUACGCAAUUAUUAACAGAUUCCUCUUUAUUCCGAAUGGUAACUGGUCUUUUAGAAGUAGGCCUUCAUAGACAUUUAGAAUUUCCUAUACCGAAUGGUCCACCAGUAUCAAUGACUCGUGCAACAUACGCUGGUCUGAGUUUAAUACGUCGACUAUUGGCUAGUGAAGAUAUUUUAGUCACAUUUGUUCGACGUAUAGCAACUAAUAUUCAACCACGCGUUGGAUCUGUGCAAACCUCGUCGAAUAUUUCGAUUCCAUUGCCGAAUCUUCCGUCAUUUGGUCUUACAAUACUUCCUGUAUAUGUUUCACGUUUAUUAAUGUCAACUAAUUUAGGAUCUGGAAGAGCAGGUCUUAUUCCAAUGUUAUUAAAAUAUUGUAUGCUAGCGGAUUAUCUACCCGAUCAUACAUCAUGUGCUGUUAGUAUUCUUGGUUAUUUAGCCUCAUCCAUACAACCACAUACAGAUUUAUUAGCCUUGUUGACAGCUGAUGAAACUAUACGAAAUCAAUUGCUUGGUACAUUUGCACAUUUAAUCAAAUGGCCAUCAAUCAAUGACGAUAUGAUGAAUUCCAGUCUAAAUUCCACCAUGAUGACGACCGCCAGUCAUAAUUUAGAUAAUGAAGGUCAUUUUGCAUUCACUGAUGACUGGCUUUAUAAUGAUUUAAAUGAGAAUAAUGAAUUAUGUUUGCAUACAGUCGGGACGUUUUCAUCGAGGCUACCAUCACCGGUAAUUCAUGUGGCACGAUUCGAUGCUGCUUUCCCGUCCCAGAUUAAUCAAUGGUAUUUUCCUAGUCAAAUAUGGGAACGUUGUACUACAUAUUUGAUGAAUACAUAUUUUACUGAAUGGACCGAUAUACGAAUUACACAUAGUCGAAUGCAUAAUAUCAGUAAUAAUAAUAAUAGUAAUGAUUAUUAUAAUAUUGCAUUUGGUGAUUGGCUUUAUCAAAUCACUGCAAAUACUCAAUCCAUACCAAUUUCUAUAUCAUUUCUACAAAUAUUAUUAGCUGUCAUGGAACAUCCUACACCGAAUUUAGUGCAUUGGUUAUGUGGAUUUCGUAUUGACAAUUGUAAAGCUGUUAGUCAAUCCAAUUUACAGGAUGCUGGUAUAGCUGAUCAACAAAGAACCUGCUUACAUAGUAUGCUUGAUAUGAUAGAUAGUACUACUCAUUGGCUACAAUCAAUCACAACACUACCUUUUGAAUUCUCUUGUGCAUUACAAUGGAAUUUGGCGCUGAUUUGGCAAAUUUUUUAUAAAUUAGCCUCAAAUCCAUUGACAUCGGAACCUUUCUUGCGUUUUCUACGUAACAAUCAUGAUUUGUUAGCGAAAUAUUUACAUUCGGAUCUUUGUCAAUCUAUUCUGCCGUCAAGUUUUGAUGGAAAUAUCAGUGAAAUUUUCACUGAUCGACAGAAAGCAGUGAUUGAAGCUUUAGCUUUGAAUCGUAAAAACUGGAUCCUUCGUUUGUACGCUAUUGAAAUACGUGUAUCUGCUAUGGCUAAUCAACGGUCUUAUGUAACACGAUUAUUGAAACUGUUCCUUGGUGAUCUUUUGUUUGAUAAUACUCUUUUAUCACUUAAUCAACUGCCAGAAUCUCCUUCUGUUCUUGUGAAUUUUUUACAAAUUCUAAAUGUAUCCAAACAAUUUGUCAGUGAUUCUAAUCCAAUCGAAUCGAAAUUAUUCAAUCCAAAUGUUUUACAUGAUUUAAUAACAAAAUCAUCCAUCAAUUGUUCUCUAUUAAGCUCCGAUUCGAAUGCAACAAAAUCUUUAUCAACAAUGAUACAUUUUAAAUUAUUCUUAAUGAAUUUAUACAUGAAACUAAUCAGUACACGUAUUGAUCUAGACAAUUAUACCAAUGAUGAUUUAAACAAAUUGAUUACAUUGACAUUUGAUCAAGUAUUCAAUGUGACAACAUCCGCAUAUCAUUUAUCCAACUUAGAAGUGUUCAAUACACCUUAUGCGUCGUUGUCGUCGUCGUCGGCAACAGCAACAGCGACAUUAUCCUCAACCACAGCAAUGACAAUCAAUAAAACACUGCAAUCGGAAUUGAUGAAACAAAUAUCUGCACUACGUGAAUGGAUUGAUCAUCAAAAUGUUCAUAUACUACAUUUGUAUACUGGUAAACAAGCAGCUCUUGAAGCAUGGCGACAAGCAGUUGAAAUUAGUUUAGGUUUGUUAACAAAUCAAGCACAAUAUAACAGUGGGGAUAAUAAUAGUAAUACAGUACAACAAUCUUUAAAUCAAUCCAUAAUACCUGUAUCAAAUUAUCUGUAUUCGGAAUUAAUCAGUUUAUUACGUUAUAAUAAUCAAAAUAAUAAUCAUAAUAAUAAUGGCUACGAUGUUGAUAUUGAUGUGGGGAUAAAUGAAGCAAAUCAUUUGACACGAUAUAAAUGUCAACUACGUCCUCUUCCAGUACUUUGUUUAGAAGUGCUUAUUUUGUUGUUAUCUCAGAUUUGUUCUGUGAAAGAAGUCCCACAAACUAUACGUCUAUUAGCUAGUGGUACCAGUUUAACAUUGUGUUCUUUUUUACAUUAUUGUCAAUCAUCAUGUUUGAAUUCAUCCAAGACAAAUACUACGGAAAUAACAACAAGUGGACUACUUGGUAAAAAUGGUAUUUACCAAAAACAUUGGUCUCCUCUACUUAUCUCAGUAAUGGAAUUGUUAAUCAAAUCGAUUGUUCGAACUAAAAAUUCAACACAGCGUAUGCGUGCUAAUUAUUACGGAAGUUUAUGUUACGUGAUACGUUUCUGCCGGGAUCUUGGUCAAUCUGUAAAAGAUGAUCAAUCGUCAUUAUCCAAUGAUUACACUUCAUUAAUUGAAUGCUUCUCUAUAUUUAAUCCUUCAUCAACUAUUAACAGUACUACUACUACUGCUUCUGCUGCUUCUGUUGCUACUACUACUAAUUUGAAUAAAAUUCAUUCGAAUAUUAUUAAUGCAUCAGAUUUAAUACAAUUACAUUCUAUAUUAAUUGAUGAUUUAAUUCAUGGACGGCAUACAAUGAUACAAUUAUCUGCUUUGAGUUUAUUAGACUUGUUAAUUUCAUUCACACAUUGUUCACAACAGCUAAUUACCAGUCUUGAUAAACAAGGAACUAUUCAGCAUAUCAUUGAUACAACUAUUGAAGAUUUACAAAUUUUAAGUAAAUUUCUUAAUUCAAUGAACAAUAGCACCAGUGUACCAACUCAUUCGAAUUUCAUGUCAAUGCUGCAAUUGAAUCAGGAUGAGAACACAUCAUCAUCAUCAACGCCAUCGUCAAUUAUGUCAUCCUAUUUAUUGUAUCAAUCGAAAAUGUCAAUUCUAUGCCGAAUUGGCAGUUAUUCUAUUGGUGCAAAGAUUUUAACAAAUCAUGGACUUGUUAAUCUUUUGGCUAAAUGUGACAUAUUCUCAUUAUCGAAUUUAGCGAAUUGUUAUUCAUACGGUUUAGAUUGUUUGUAUAUUUAUGAAAAUGGUACUAAUAUUAUUGGUAGCAUGAAUCUUUCGCAUCAAUCUCAACAAUCUCAAUCUCAAUUAAUGAAUUUAGCUUGGCUUUGUUCAUCGAAACUGCAACGUUACUUCAGCACCACCACCACCUCCACAUCCACCUCGCCGGCUUCGUCGACUUCGUCAAUUGUCUCAUUGAAAGUUGGUCAUUCCAUGUAUUUCAAUUGCAUUGAAUCUAUUUUAACUGGUUCAAUGUUUGAAUCCAAUUAUGAAAUGGAAGAGAAUGAAUGCAUGGAAAUCAAUUGGUCUGCAUUAAUGAUACCAGCAUUGAGACUUUUUAAAAUUAUGAUUAGUUCAUUAGGUACAACACAUAUGUCAAUUCAUCAACAAAUUGUUAAUUUCUUAUAUACACAUUCAACUUCAUUUUUGUGCAAUGAAUUACAAUUGACCAGUGCACUGAUUACAUUUUUAAGUCGUCACGAUUGGUCUUACGUCAAUCAUCAUCAUCAUCGUCAACAACAACCGAUGAAUUCUAAUUGGUUGAUACAAUGGUUAGCAUCUGAAACAAAUAUUAUCAAUCUGUUUAGUUUAAUUAUGCCAAAUUGUAUUCAUUCUGCGAGUAUAUCAUGUUCCGAUGAGUAUUCCAAUCUUCAACGUGAAGUAAUCCAGUCGAAAAUUCUACGUCAUACAUUUGAAUUACUCACCAAUUUAAUGCAUUCCAAUCAUAUUUCACUAGAUAAUCAUCUUAAUCAUAAUGAUGCUAAUGAUGAUGAUGAUGAUGAUGAUGAUGUGAAUGAUAUUUGUCGAAAUGAUAAAUUUCAUAAUGUCAAUUUAGCUGUUGAGCAUUUAUUCAUUGAAACACAAUUUAUUCAAUUAUUGUCAAGUUUAUUACUUGUCUUAACUACAUAUUUAAGUACAUCAUUACAGAAUAGUAGUAGUAGUAGACUGCGUAAAUUUACUCUAGAUGAUUAUGCACGAAAUGAUAGAACACGUUUAUUAUAUCAAUUUUUCAAUGUGAAUACAAUGAAUGCCGAACAAGAAAAUUCAGCCAAUAGUAUAAAAAUUCAAAAUUUACUAACAUUAAUUGUUCAAAUAUUACAAUGGUCAUUGAAAUGUUUAAGGAGUAAAGAGAAAUGUUGUUUAGCAUUAUUGAUCAAUGCACAAUUUCUUCAUGAUAAUAAUAAUAGUCGUAUCAUAAAAGAAUCCAGAAAUAAAACAAUUGGUGAACAGAAAAAUCAACAACAACAGCAACAAUUUGGCCAGUCUAUUGUUCAAUUAUUAAAUUGUGAAUCAUUCAAUGGAAAUUUACCAAUCAAUGAAUUAAAACAAGCUUCUUCGAUCAUAUUCAAAUUUCCUGUACAUUUGUUGAAUUCAGUUGAUCGAAUUUCUAUUGGUAAAGAAAAUCACAAUGCUGAAAUUCAAAUUGUACAACGAUUAACUCAACUUGGUGUCAGUUGUUUACGUGUUCAACUACGUGGAAUUAUUGGCAUCAUUGAACAGUCAACAUUUUUAUUAUGGAAACAUUUAAAUUAUCUCAUCAAUAAUCCAGAUGUGUUUUUAACCAAGGAGAAUAAUCAAGAAACACCUUCGCAUCAUCAACACGCAUCACAUUCAAUGCGUAAUCUUUCCACUACUGCAUAUAUUGCUUCUCCAAUAAAAAAUUCUUCUCUACCAACAACAAAUAUGAAUACACCGUCCAGAUAUAAUAGUGCAUUAAUGAAUACAACAUUGAAUCAAGCUAAUAAAAGUACAUUGUAUAAGAAUAUGCCUUGGUUACGUAAUUAUUGUGAACAUUUACAGGGAAAUGAAGUAAUGGAAAUGUUAAAUCAGUUGACUAAGGCUGCUUAUUUAAAACAAAACCAACGUUUAUUUAUACAAGUAAUGCAUGAUCGUUUAGAAAGAAUCAUACAAAAACAGCUGAUGAGUAAUAAUCAUAAUGACAAUAAUAAUAAUAAUAUUAAUAGUAAUAAUAAUCUUACAUCAUUAUCAACAAUACAAACACCAACUGGAUGAAUGAAUUUUAUGAACAAUUACUGUUGAACAAACAAUUAUUCAAUAAUUGUACAUUAUAAUUGUGUAUAUUUCUAUUGUAUGUGUGUAUAUGU